Messenger RNA from Aspergillus puulaauensis, 990 nucleotides. RefSeq names its product serine/threonine-protein phosphatase. Gene Ontology annotation, cellular component: cytosol. NCBI's taxonomy places the organism in Eukaryota, Fungi, Ascomycota, Eurotiomycetes, Eurotiales, Aspergillaceae. Gene Ontology annotation, molecular function: protein serine/threonine phosphatase activity. The coding region runs from base 1 to 990 and encodes 329 amino acids. Gene Ontology annotation, biological process: mitotic cell cycle; peptidyl-serine dephosphorylation. The transcript is spliced from 6 exons. The record is from RefSeq and is a predicted model, not a curated record.
AUGGAUAAUAAUAUGGAGAUUGACGCGGCGCGUUCGCCAGAGCCACACCACCUUUCGCCGACGACCGAUUCUGGGUCGAUUCCUACCCUCGAUGGCUGGAUUGAGAGUUUGAUGACUUGCAAACAACUCGCGGAGGAGGAUGUGCGGCGGUUGUGUGAUCGGGCGCGAGAGGUGUUGCAGGACGAGUCCAACGUCCAACCCGUGAAAUGUCCGGUAACCGUGUGCGGUGAUAUUCACGGCCAAUUCCACGAUCUCAUGGAGCUCUUCCGCAUCGGAGGGCCCAACCCAGACACAAAUUAUCUAUUCAUGGGUGACUACGUCGACCGUGGAUAUUACUCCGUCGAGACCGUCACACUCCUUGUUUGCUUGAAAAUUCGCUACCCCCAGCGUAUCACCAUCCUCCGAGGAAACCACGAGUCCCGCCAGAUCACACAGGUAUACGGUUUUUACGAUGAAUGUCUGCGGAAAUACGGCAACGCCAAUGUGUGGAAAUACUUUACAGACCUCUUCGACUACCUACCCCUCACUGCCCUCAUCGAGAACCAGAUCUUCUGUCUCCACGGCGGUCUGAGUCCUUCCAUCGACACCCUGGAUAACAUCCGAUCCCUAGACCGAAUCCAGGAGGUUCCCCACGAAGGCCCCAUGUGUGAUCUGCUCUGGAGUGAUCCCGACGACCGAUGCGGUUGGGGAAUUUCUCCCCGUGGUGCUGGAUACACCUUCGGGCAGGAUAUCUCAGAGGCGUUUAAUCAUAAUAAUGGCUUGACUCUGGUCGCACGAGCUCACCAGCUGGUUAUGGAGGGAUAUAACUGGUCACAGGACCGGAACGUUGUCACGAUCUUCUCAGCCCCUAAUUACUGCUACCGCUGCGGUAACCAAGCCGCUAUCAUGGAAAUCGACGAGCAUCUGAAGUAUACUUUCUUACAAUUCGACCCUUGCCCACGCGCAGGAGAGCCAAUGGUCUCGAGACGCACCCCAGACUACUUCCUGUGA